CCCGUUGUUUUUCCCAGACGUGUAAAUAUUGAUGAUUUCUACGCGUUGAACUACACGGGGUUCUUGGAUAAUGAUACACCUCCCGCCAAAAUUCCAUUCACUGCUCGCAUUCUGCAAUAUAAAUAAUCGUUGUUCAUAGUCGGAAUUGCAUUCAGUUGGGAGAUUUCCAGUACGUAGCAUCGUUCCUAAGGCCAUGUUAUCAUAUGUAUGAUGUUGGAUGGUAGUUACUUGUCAACAGGAGGACAAGAAAUUAUUGUUAACAAUGGACCGUUUAUUGGAGGAUCCACGAGCUUCAUCAAAAUUUGGUUGAUACUGUCUUGUGCAUCAUGGGAACUUAAAAGAGACUUUGCUGUAAUGCCAGAACAAGUCAAAUUCAAGAUGAACGGGGUUAUACCGAGUGUGCCAAUCACAACUCUCGCUGGUAUCGCGAGUCUGACCGACUUGUUACCUGAAAUGCCCCUUCCAACACCGCUGCCGCAGACUUUGACAAACAAGUCCCUUCUGUUUCAUCCACGUGUAGCAGAGGAAGCACAAAUAUUGCUAAGUGUUCGAAACGAAAACUUAGUGCCCCAGUUAAUAUUAUCCUUAUCGCAAACGUCGUCCGAUCAUAUUGAACUGAAAGACAAUUACGCAAAUACCGAACAGCCCUUAGAAACCGAGCAAAAUACUCCAGAAUUACUUAAGGCAAUUUUACAAAUAAACCCGCACGUGUUUAAAGGCCCCCAAUAUAAUUCACCACGAAACUGGACCCAAGGUACACCUAUGAUGCAUACCAACCAAACAUCCGCAAACUAUGGACGGUUUUCGCCAUCUUACUCGAGUUCUUCGGGGUCGAGACAAACGCCUCAAGGUAGUCCAGCUCAUCCCGCUGCCGCUAGAACCGUACUCCCUCCGCCCGCUGGUAUUAAUCCUUUGCCCAACAUGACUCCACAACCAAAUAUGUACUCUCCAGCGCAUCUGAGUUCUCCUGGGACACCGUUAACAACCCUCGGUAACGUAACGCCUCAACACCACAAUAUGGCUGGCAUGACACCUCAACAUAACAUGCAUAUGGCAUCUCCUAUGCGCGCUAAUAUGCCUUUGCAACAACAUCAACCUAUUAAUAUUCAGCCAAACAUAUACGACCCUAUGAUGAAUCAACAAGUACACCAUCCAUUAGGGACUCAUCAACCGAUGGACAUAAGUAGUACAGUACAAGAGAGCCAACAGUUUUUACUCGACCCGGUAACAGGUCUUUCCGACAUUGAUAUACCGAUCGACAACAUCGAGGCAAAACAAACCAUGGACAAUACGACGCAACAUCUUAUGUCAACGACGCAAACCACAUCUUAUCCGAGCAUGGAUAGCAGCGAUAUGGUUAAUACCUUAAGCGCUACCCCAACACCGAUGAUACAGCAUCAACAGAAUAACAAUUCCGAGAAAGGUGCGAAGAUACCCGGUCCGGUACCAGAGAAAUUGAAGGAACCGGUUGUCAUGUUAGAUAGAUUAUCGUUAGCGGACCAGGCCCUGAUGCAGAAAAGUUUAGCCGCGUUCGCGGAAAAAUCUCCGAGUCGGGCCGCGAAGAUGGGAAUCUCGAACCGCGAUGAUGUCAAGUCGGAAUCGGAGAGCGAGGAGGAAAUCGGUAAGAACAAUAAAUAUUUCAAGGCUAGAGCGAAAGAGCGUCAAGUCCAAAGAGAAAAGGAGAAAGCCGAAAGGAAGAAGAGCGAUGAAAAGACGCGCAGGCGAAGAAGGGUAUUGGACGACGACGAGGAAGAUGACGAUAAGAAAGAGAUGUCACUUGGACCUUCGAAACCAAAAAUAAGAAAAAUUGAAAAGAAACUCGUCCCUGUAUUGGCUAAGCUUAGCGUGGAAGAACUGAUGGAAACCAAUACUUAUCAACGUUUCAACUCCACCAUAGAAACGAUAUUUGAAAAUACCGAAGAUUUUGCAACCAAUGCCGAAUUUGACGACGACGGUGAUGUGCCUCCAGAAUUGUUAAUUCCUAAGUAUCAGUUACACGAUUUAUGCACCGAAGCGGCGAAGUUGAAGGCUCUCGGCGCGAUGGAAUCGAUUCCCGCCGAUCGAUUGGUCAGACUGUUGAACAUAUUGGAGAAAAACAUUCGAGACGGAGCGAAAGUAUCACCGCUCGCCGAUCCUGACGACGAUGUUGACGAAAGCCGGCUGUGGAUGCAAUUAGCUAUGGAAAGGGUACAACGCGCUGUAGAUGCAUCUUUGAUCGCGUUACACAUCAUGACUUCUGGUAACAUGCCUAAGAUGGUGUAUCUAGAGGACGUGAUCGACAGAAUAGUUCUUUUUAUGAAAUUUCAAUUGCAAAACACUAUUUACCCAUCUUUCGAUCCGGUUUACAAGAUAGACGCGAAAAAAAAGACUGACGGUUAUAAUUCUAGCGGUCGUAAGAAACGGGGUCACAUGAAGGAAGUCCGGGAGAAAAGUAUACUUCAGGUUUAUAACAAGAUGCACGAAUUGGUCGGUCUUCUUGCCGAAUUAUUGAACAUACAGGUAUUAACAGACACGAGCGUUCUCCAUGCAUCUACGCUGGGCGUUGCACCUUUCUUCGUCGAGUCUGUUAGCGAUCUUCAAUUGAGCGCCUUGAAACUGGUCACCGUUAUAUUCACGAAAUACGAGAAACACAGGAGAUUGUUGUUGGACGAUAUAUUGGCAUCCAUAGCUCGGCUUCCGAGCAGCAAGAGGAGCUUGAGAACGUACAGGUUGAAUUCCGAGGAUCAUAUACAGAUGUUAACAGCCUUGGUGUUGCAACUGAUCCAGUGCGUGGUGGUAUUACCGGACAAUGUACUUCCUCAGCAGAAGAAGUCGCAGCAGCAGGAGGAGGAGGAGAAAAAGGAGGAGAAGAAGACGAGCUACGUAGACGCGGACGUUAUGAUUAUAAAUAAAUACGAGACGGCCACCAGGAUAGCUGGCAAUUUUUUAUCCGUGUUCCUGAACAAGUGCGGCAGUAAAGGAGAGGAGAUAGAUUAUAGGCCGUUGUUCGAGAAUUUCGUCCAAGAUUUGUUGGCCACCGUGAACAAGCCCGAAUGGCCAGCGGCUGAAUUGCUGUUGAGUCUGUUAGGAAAUCUGCUGGUGGGUCAUUUCUCGAACAAAAGUUCCGAUAUGGCUCUGAGGGUAGCGUCGAUCGAUUACCUCGGAGUAGUUGCAGCCAGAUUAAGAAAGGACGCGGUCAGCUCUCAAUGCAAAUUAUCCACCAUCGACCAGAUUAUAAAAGACAUCAAGAUCGAGCAGCAAAAGGAUUCCGACUACGAUCAGGUGAAGGAUAAAGAGAUACCGGGUUUGAACGAGGACGAGGAGAGGACAGUUUUUUUACAGAAGGUACUUCUUGAUUAUCUGGCUGUAAACGGGACGAAGGAUUCUGCCCUGGGCUACGCCCGUCAUUUUUAUUUGGCCCAAUGGUACAGAGACUGCGCGGUGGAGAAGUCGCGAGUCGGUCAGUCGAAGAACAGCCCGAGCAAGAAGAUUCACAAGAAGAGGGUGAAAAAGAAAAACAAACAUCAUUCGAGCGAUCAGGAGUCCGAAUCGGAAUUGGAGGAAGCGGAUCCAGACGAGAACGAGAAUAACGAACAGAAGAACUCGGAGGCAUACAGGAUCAUCGAGGAGAAAAAGAAGUACAUAAUAAGUAGAAUAAGGCCGUACAGUACUGGUACAAAGCCGGAUAUUCUUCAAACUUACAUCGACUACAAUUCUGCGGAACUAAUAUCGCAAUACCUAGCCUCGAAGAGGCCGUUCUCCCAGAGUUUCGACAGAUACCUCAAGCAAAUUCUGCACGUGCUAACGGAAUCGUCGAUCGCCAUCAGGACGAAAGCGAUGAAGUGUCUGACGAUGAUCGUCGAGGCGGAUCCAAGCGUGCUGGCGCGGGUAGAUAUGCAAUUGGGGGUGAAACACUCGUUUUUAGAUCACGCGACGUCUGUGCGAGAGGCAGCCGUCGAUCUCGUAGGGAAAUUCGUACUAAGUAGGCCUGAAUUAAUAGAUAAAUAUUACGACAUGUUGUCGGCCAGGAUCCUAGAUACCGGCGUGAGCGUUCGUAAGCGUGUGAUUAAAAUUUUAAAGGACAUCUGUAUGGAGUGUCCGGACUUCCCUAAGAUUCCCGAGAUAUGCGUGAAGAUGAUCAGACGAGUGAACGACGAGGAAGGCAUUAGGAAAUUAGUUAUGGAGGUGUUCCAGAACAUGUGGUUCACACCGGUCAGAGAACGUCCCACCCUCGAUUCCGAGUCGUUGUUGAGAAAAGUUAUGAACAUCACGGACGUGGUGGCAGCUAGCAAAGACAUGGGUCUUGAAUGGUUUGAACAGCUGCUGGUUAGUUUGUUCAAGCCGAAAGAGGAUAAAGAAGAUAGUACAAAGAUGUUAACCGAGCCGCCGAAGGCGUUGUUGACUGCGUGCAAACAAAUCGUUGAUUGCUUGAUCGAGAACGUGCUUCGGCUAGAGGAGACCAACCUCGAAGAAUCCGAGAAGUCGGAGAAGAAGGGAUCUUCGCAACGAUUGGUCGCUUGCUUGACAACCUUGUAUCUGUUCGCUAAAAUACGACCGCAACUGCUAGUCAAUCACGCGAUCACGUUACAGCCUUACCUAAGUUUAAAGUGUCAGACGCAGGGAGAUUAUCAGAUCAUCAGCAGCGUGGCGCAUACCCUGGAACUCGUGGUGCCGUUGAUGGAGCAUCCUAGCGAGACUUUUUUAGCACAGCUCGAGGAGGAUUCCGUGAAGUUGAUAUUGCAACACGACAGAUCUGUGGUAGCCAGCUGUCUCUCCUGUUUAGGAUCCAUAGUUAACAACGUGACGAGAAAUUUUAAGUUAAUCCGGGACUGCUUUAAGAAAUAUUACGGACACUUGACCGAGUACAAAUCGUUUUAUGAGAAAGAUCCAACGAAUCCCAUGCUUUUAAAGUACAGACCGUUCGUCAGGAGAGCGUUGUUCACCGUGGGCCUGCUGUUGCGACAUUUCAACUUCACCGACCCGGAAGUGAUCGAGGGACUGGCGGAGAACAUCAAGGAUCAAGUGUUCGAGACGUUGAAUUACUUCGUCCACCUGGACAACGACGACAUUCGACACUUUACCCUGUCUGCCAUUGGUUCUUUGUGCAUACGCCAUUACGAAUUCAUGUUGCUACCAGAGCUGAAGGAAUUGUACCAUCAUCUGCUCACCUCGGAGAACGCUUUGGUUCACAUGAGAAUUCAGGUGCUGAAUAACGUCGAGGUGUACCUGCAGGAAGAGGACAAGAGGAUGAUCAAGCAGGACAUGGAGUGGGCUAAGAUGUCGAAACAGGAGAACCUCAAGGAAAUGGGUGACGUCUCCUCAGGGAUGGCGAGUACUGUGAUCCAAUUGUACGUGAAGGAGAUCCUGGAGUCUUUUUUGCACGCAAACAUAAGCGUUCGACACGCGGCCCUUAAAGUGAUCCAGUUGAUCCUGGCGCAAGGUUUGGUGCACCCGGUUCAGAUAGUCCCUUAUCUGAUCUGUAUGAGCACAGACUGCGAGAAGGCGGUCAGUCACAGUGCCGAUAAGCAGUUGCAGGACAUUGAGAAGAAAUAUCCUGGCUUCAUUCACAUGAAGUCUCAGCUGGGCAUCAAGCUGAGCUACCGGCUGCAGAAGAUUCUCCAAAACGACAUGACGGUGAGGGGAAUGCGGGUGAAAGAGGGCGAGUUUCCAGGCGCUUUGAACGGUUUCCUUUACACGAUUCUGAGGAACACGAAGCAACAGAGGAGAGCCAUCGUCCUCUCGUUCCUGAAGCAAUUCGACGAGUCUGCUAAAACGAGCUUAUCCCAGAUGCUGUACUUGGCCGACAAUCUCGCUUACUUUACAUAUCAAGUGCAAGACGAGCCACUGUUCAUCAUUCACCACAUCGACAUCAUCAUCUCGAUGUCCGGCACGAAUCUGUUGCAGUCGUUCAAGGACGCGUUGUUACCGAAGGAAGGCGGCAGUCAUUCGACGUCCUCUCAACAGCAUCACCAUCAUCAGCAGCAACAUCAAUACCAGCAACAACAUCAGAGCCAAGGCUCGAUAGGACCGGAUGGACAGCCUCGGCCCGACCAGUUGAUGUCGUCUUUGGAAGACGAAGAGGACGACGAGGAGGACGAGGAAUCAUUACUGGCAAGGUUUCCGAACGACACGACAUUGCUGAGAGAAUACAUCACCGCCAGCCAAGGCUUCCUGUUGCUGCUCAAUCUAAGGCAACACCUGAAGGACCUGUACGGCUUUUCCGACCAAAAGAUCAGCCAGUACUCGCCAACGGAAGCCGCGAAGGUGUACGAAAAGGCGGUGAACCGUAAGAACAACUUACUGUUCAAACCAAAGGCUACCCUGCAGAGACUGAAGGAGGGCGUGAGCAACGCUGAGCUCGACGCCGACGGCAGGAAGAAGUUGGUCAAGGAGUACCUCGAUUUCAAACAGCUGAUGCUGAAGUUUGACCUAGAGGAAGCGGAGGAGGAAGGAAACGAGGCGGACACGAGUGGCAAACACCAUCACCACCACCACUCGUUGGAGAACCCGAGCUCGAAGAUGACCCACCCCGAAGUGGACAGCGGCAAACUCGCGGACGGUGCGGUGACGACGAGCAACAACCCGAUUGCGAAUCAGUACCAACCGAACAUGAACUCGACGAUCGAGCAUCCGAAUAACUCGAUGAACUCGAUGCCACCCCCUGGACCUAUGCCCCCCGUGUCGAUGCCGAUGCACCCACCGCCGCCUAUGAACGCGGCACCCGGGCAAAUGGCGUCGCCGCGUGUCCCAAAGCUGACGAUACACGCUCACUCGGACAGCGCGAAGGAGCACCGCAAGCAUCGCGCGCACAAAACGGAGAAGGUGAAGAAACACAAGAAGAAGAAGAGGAGAAGAAUCUCCGACAGUAGCGAGAGCGGCGAGGACUACAGUGAUCCUGAUUUUCUAGUGUGAGUGCGGUGGUGCGUCCGCAUCCUGUGUACAUAUAAAUACAGACGUACGAUGCGCGGGUGGUCGAGGCGUGUACGCGUGUCGCCAGCGAGUCUACGCGUAAAUGAUUGUUUUCUUUCCGAAUCAUGCCCUCGCGAGGGAUGUGGAUGAGCGAAAGAGAGACAAUGUAACCGGACGCUCUGAUAUCGCGACGGACCGCGAGCCGACUGGCAAGCCGGAAGUGAACCGAACGCGACCGAAACUUAAUGUACAGAGGGACGGUGGUGCUCUUUAGGGAUGGGUGCGACCUGUUGUCUGCGAGUCGACUCGACGAAAGGGGUAGAGAGAAUGAAAGAGUGGGAGAGGGUGAGUUGCGAGGCGCGAAGGAAAGAGAGAAUUAUAAUUAUUAUCGAUCGCCUCGCGGCGGUUUUAGGUUUAUCUUGUUGGCUAGGACACGCGGUGGACGCGCGUCUAAAGAUUUCUCGCUCCGUGCUGAAACGUUCGAUGAUGGUUCGCGCGAAUUCAAAGGGUUCAACUUGGUUCGAUCACGAACCGCAAAGGUCUUUGCUUUCGUUCUUCUGCUCCCUUAUUCUUUUUCUUGAUCUUUUAUCGAACGCGAGAGAGAUUCGAUCGGAGAACGCGUCGAACCAAGUCCCCUUAAGUCGACAGACCGAGGAAACUGUUUGUUGUAAAUAAUAUCGAACAAUAACAGAGCAACGUCGAAACGAUACUUUUAGUUUUCUUUUUUGCAGAGAGUAAGUGAGAGAUUGGGUGAGUGUGCGUGGAGCUUGUCCCGUAAGGCAGGAGAUUUCAGUGUUCGUCGAGAAACGAGCGAACGGAUGAACUGUUCGACGCGUUGUACGUUUCCGUUUCGAGGAUCGAACUGUUGGAAAAUGUUCUCGGCGAGAGGAAAAGAGGCAACCAAGAUAGAACGAAAGCAGAGGGAAAGAGAUAUCGAUAAGAGAGAAGGGAUAACGUGCAUAGACAGAAAGGUAGGUGGACAGAUUCGUUAGACUAGCUCCACGGCAUGUAUAAAUAAGAAAAAGUGUGUAGUAAAGGAAGUAAAGAAACAAACAAACAAACAAACAAAAAAAAAAAGAAAAAGAAGAAAACACAUUUGCCUAUGCAUUAUGAUGAAACGUUGUUUGUAAUAUCUGUAUAUACAAAUUUCAAGUAAAGUAUCUUAUUUUCUUACAAACUAUAUAGCGGUGACAUUAUCGAAGAAUACUUAAGAUUUUGUUGUAAUAUUAAGUAUUUAUUCAGAAUUCAUGUUGUCCCAAUAUAGUUUGCUUUAUGCACUCGUCUUUGGUGUAUUGGAAAAAAAAAAACUAUCGUUUUUAUACAAGCUUAGGAGUAAAACGAACACAACAGCAACAACAGAAAAAAAAUAUGAUUACAAUGUAGUAAUUUACUCUCGAAGGGAAACAAACGAAACGAGUGAGAGAGUGAGGGUUGAGGGAUGAAAGAGGAAUAAGUAGAACCGUAGCGAAGGAAGAACAAGAGUGAUUCUUUUGAUAAACCUCUCGUUUUUUCCGUGACGACGCUUCUUUUUCUAUCGAGGGCUCGUUACACCUGCGUGUACCGAUCACGGUAGCCUUUCUCAGGGCAAAUGACGAUGAAGAGGAAGAAAUCAUCGUUCGCCUUAAUUUUCCAGAAUUAAUAAGUCGAGUAGCGAGGUUUUCUUUCCCUUCGUCCUCUUUUCUCUGGGGAAAACGAGCAGUUAUCAAUGAUACGUCGCGGUCGCUUUUUCCAUCGCGCGGUAAUUCGUCUUUUUUAUACGUUUAUAAGAGGCCAGUUGACUACCGUCGACGAAAUAUCUGCGAAACGGGGCUGCUCGUUGCAAGACUGUAAUUUAGACACGGAAGAAACGAAAUGGUUCGAAAUGAGAUACUUGGUGCGGUGACGACGCUAAGCGAUGGUUUCUACUUUUUCACGUGGAUCAAAAUUCUUUCGUCCUGCGAGAAUGUUACCUUUUUCCGGUUACUACGCGAUUUUGCAUUUACACACGUCGUUUCGUUUUCUGUUCGAAAGUGAAAAGAAUACGAGUUGCCGUUGAACGCUGGCAAGUUUUAUUAGGUGAUUACGCUUCUUUCGUUUUAAUCUCGAUGAAAAAAGUAGCACUUUAUUGGGGCUCAGAUGUGUACAUUCAUCUUCUAUAUCUCGUAAAUAAAUCUGGCAGCAAAAAAGAUUCAUUGCAAUUCAUUAAAUUAUUGUUUAACCGCGAACGCAAGGAAUGCGCGCGAUGAAAAUCGUCUCAGGAAGUUUUCUUUUCUUUUCUUUUCUUUUAAAUACUCGCUUACAUAUUAAUCUUUCUACUUUGAUUAUUGCGUUUCAAAUCGUUUAUCAUUCGUUACAUUGAUAAUUUAGGUUUACUAUUUUUAUAUAAAACAGUCAUUUGAGAUCGGUGUUUUUUAUUUACGCAAACACAAUCGUCUCAAAGGAAUUAUUUUAUUGUAAUUAUAAAGAAGUGAGGUAAUAAAAUUCUCUAGUUCGAUCGAACAAUUCGCGCUCAUUUCUUGCAUCAAAAUUAUAGAAAAUUUAUUCAACGAACCUUUGGGUAUCGCCCAAUCUUUAAACAGGAAAGAACUCGAAUUUCAUUUCUUUUUAUUUACCGUCCCCGAACUGUGCAAUGCUAGUAGAAAUUAAAGAGACGAGUUUUACGCUCGAACUUACAAAGAUCUCACCCUUUGUAAGCACCCUGCCGAUCGUAAAAGGGACGCGUGACACCCUUUCCACGAGUCGAACGUCGCGGACUAUGGAUGCUGGAAAUUUCUGUGGAAAAAAAAAAACAUAGAAUCCUGGAAUAUUGGACCACCUGUUGCGCCUAUACGAACGAAAGGGUGCGAAAUCCGAGGGAUGGACAAGAUUAGAGUGAGACACCGUUCGACGUAAAAGUGUUAUUAACCGGGGUUGAAAAAAAUCUAGGAUCAAAGGAGGUCUUUGCAACUGUACAAAAUGUUCGCGUGUACAUAUUUAUUAUACAGAAACAGACAUACAAAAAAAUAAUAAUAAUAAUAAUAAUAAUGAAGCUGGGUUACAAGGAGGUGGAAGGAAUUGUUUGGCAGAGAAUGAGUGUUAUUAAGAGUGCGAGGGACUAAAUGUUAAGACACAAGAGGCGAUGCCGUUUCACGAGACACUUUUAUUGUUCGUUGUAAUAAACUUUUUAGGAAACAAAGAAAGAAAGAAAGAAAAAAAAAGAUACGUGGAAAGGAAGAGGUGUAACGUUGUAAAAUUCUAAACGCGGUUAUAUUUCUUACGUUGCGUGUAUACAUAUAUAGUGUGUGUAUAUGUAUGUAUACACAGCUCGAGAAUUAAAAAGGGAGAGACGCGUGAUCUUUAAUAGGCGUUUAUAUUAGCGAUUAAUAAAUUCGGAUAAGCGUGUUCGCGACAAAUGUGAAUGCAAAAGAGGCGGAGAUUAAAAAAAAAAAAAAAAAGAA
Molecule: messenger RNA, 10304 nt
Organism: Osmia lignaria (orchard mason bee)
Lineage: Eukaryota; Metazoa; Arthropoda; Insecta; Hymenoptera; Megachilidae
Gene: Nipped-B
Product: Nipped-B cohesin loading factor
Biological process (GO): establishment of protein localization to chromatin; replication-born double-strand break repair via sister chromatid exchange; chromatin looping
Cellular component (GO): Scc2-Scc4 cohesin loading complex
Molecular function (GO): chromatin binding; cohesin loader activity
Source: RefSeq, a predicted model, not a curated record